Molecule: messenger RNA, 1549 nt
Organism: Eremomyces bilateralis CBS 781.70
Lineage: Eukaryota; Fungi; Ascomycota; Dothideomycetes; Eremomycetales; Eremomycetaceae
Product: GTP-binding protein
Exons: 9
Coding region: 76-1206 (376 amino acids)
Biological process (GO): cytoplasmic translation
Cellular component (GO): cytoplasm
Molecular function (GO): GTPase activity; GTP binding
Source: RefSeq, a predicted model, not a curated record
CGAAUCUAAACACCGACGUAUUAUUCCUUUAUACGGUAGUGGGUUGAGCGGCUCCAUUGCUGCAAACCAGUCAAGAUGGUGAACAUUACAGAGAAAAUCAAGGAGAUCGAGGAGGAGAUGAAGCGGACACAGACUGACCACACGCAAGAAUAUCAUCUUGGACUUCUGAAAGGGUACGUCUUGCCAUGCAGCAAGCUCGCUCGUUUGCGGGCGCAAUUACUUGAACCGGGACCAGGCGCUGGAGCAGGAGCCGGGGCAGGAUUCGAUGUAAGCAAGAGUGGAGAUGCUCGGAUCGCCCUCGUCGGCUUUCCCUCCGUAGGAAAGUCAACUUUCCUUUCGAAAAUCACCAAGACGAAGGCCGAGGUUGCUGCGUACGCAUUCACAACCUUGACUGCCAUUCCCGGUGUCUUGGAGUACGGCGGCGCCGAGAUCCAGAUUCUCGACCUCCCGGGGAUUAUCGAAGGCGCUGCGGAAGGCAAAGGACGAGGUCGGCAGGUCAUUUCCGCUGCAAAGACUAGUGACAUGAUUUUAAUGGUGCUGGAUGCGACCAAAAAGGCCGAGCAGCGAGCCCUCUUAGAGGGGGAACUGGAAGCGGUCGGCAUCAGGCUGAACCGAGAUCCACCGAACAUCUACCUCAAAGCCAAAAAGGCCGGUGGAAUGAAGAUCAGCUUUAGUGCACCGCCGAAAAACAUCGAUGAAAAGAUGGUGUACAACAUCCUCCGGGAUUACAAGAUACUAAACUGCGAGGUGCUGGUCCGAGAUGAGAAUGUGACUGUGGAUGACUUCCUCGAUGUCAUCAUGAAAGACCAUCGAAAAUACAUCAAAUGUCUCUACGUCUAUAACAAGAUAGACAGCGUAGGCAUUGAAUAUCUGGACCAGCUUGCGCGCGAACCGCACACGGCCGUCAUGAGCUGUGAAUUGGACCUGGGUAUUCAAGACGUUGUAGACAGAUGUUGGAAAGAGCUGCGGCUGAUCCGCAUCUAUACCAAACGAAAGGGGAUUGCCCCUGAUUUCAGCGAGGCCCUGAUUGUACGGAGUGGGUCGAGCAUUGAAGACGUAUGCGACCAGGUCCACAGGACGUUGAAGGAUACCUUCAAGUACGCGUUGGUUUGGGGAGCAAGUGCACGCCAUGUUCCCCAACGAGUGGGACUGGGUCAUCUGGUUGCUGAUGAAGACGUCGUCAGCAUCGUGGCCAAGCCCAAGUGAUAAAGGUGCACAAGUGAGCACCUUAGGCUCCGAAUUUGUGGGAUAUCACCCGCUGCAGCCUGCUGUUAAUGCCGUGAUGACAUCCGCGAUAGACAGGAAAGAUGUCCGGAUAGCAAUUCGGCGUACAACGGGUCGAAUAGCACGGUUCGCUGAUUGGCGAGUCGCAUGGUAUGAACUAAGCAAGUGUACGGCAAACUCGCGUCCUUAUAUGCGACUUGUGAGAAAGUCUCAGAGGAUUGGUCAUCCCCAUGUGUUUCUCCGGCAUAGCACUACCCGCCUAUCACCAAUACAGAAAAUGCCAACCAUUUAUUGAUGGGAUAGGUAGUUGACGCGUCAAUAUGAG